AUGAAGAUCACCGUCGGACUCGCCCUUCUCGCUGUUGCCGUCGUCGACGCGCUUCCCAACGAUAAGCGGGACGCUCCGAAGAACAACGAGAUCACGGACACCGUCGUCUUGAACUACGCGCUCACGCUCGAGCACCUCGAGAACGCAUUCUACCACACCGCUUUGGCGAACUACACCCACCAAGACUUCGUGGAUGCGGGCCUGCCCUCGUGGUCGCGCGGGCGGUUCAAGGAGCUCGCCGAGCACGAGCAGUCGCACGUCGAUGUGCUCAAGUCGGUCCUGGGCGCGAACGCGACGCAGCCGUGCACGUACGACUUCCCCGUCACCGACGUCAAGUCGUUCGUUGGUCUGAGCCAGGUCCUCGAGGGCGUCGGGACGUCGGCGUAUGCUGGCGCCGCGUCUUUCUUGACCAGCAAGGACGCGCUCAACGCUGCCGCGGUCAUCCUCUCAACGGAGGCCCGCCACGCUGCCUGGGUCGCGUCUGCCGUCAACAAGCAGAACCCCUGGAGCGGCGCGUACGACACGCCUCUCAGCUUCAACGAGGUCUUCUCCCUCGCAGUGCCCUUCAUUGCGGCCUGCCCCGACUCGAACCCGGCCCUGCCCUUCACUGGCUUCCCCGCGCUCGCUCUUGGCGCAGGCCACCCCGAGGCCACUGUCGCCGUCUCGACUCCGGCUUCCCUCGCCAAGGACAAGCAGUACUACGUCGCCUUCUUCAGCGGCCUCACCAAGCAGUUCAUCCCGGUCAAGGACGGCAAGGUCACCAUCCCAAAGGGCCUGGACGGCACGGUGUACGCCGUUCUCACCAACGACGAGAACACGGCCACGGACGCGACCACCGUCGCCGGCCCUGCCAUCCUGUCCUUCCCGUUCAACUCCCGCGGCGAGUACAUCCACAACUAG
Molecule: messenger RNA, 900 nt
Organism: Schizophyllum commune H4-8
Lineage: Eukaryota; Fungi; Basidiomycota; Agaricomycetes; Agaricales; Schizophyllaceae
Exons: 4
Coding region: 1-900 (299 amino acids)
Source: RefSeq, a predicted model, not a curated record